This is a messenger RNA of Uloborus diversus, 1741 nucleotides long. RefSeq names its product folylpolyglutamate synthase, mitochondrial-like. NCBI's taxonomy places the organism in Eukaryota, Metazoa, Arthropoda, Arachnida, Araneae, Uloboridae. Bases 60 to 1694 code for a protein of 544 amino acids. Gene Ontology annotation, molecular function: tetrahydrofolylpolyglutamate synthase activity; ATP binding. The transcript has 12 exons. The record is from RefSeq and is a predicted model, not a curated record. Gene Ontology annotation, cellular component: cytoplasm; cytosol; mitochondrion. Gene Ontology annotation, biological process: tetrahydrofolylpolyglutamate biosynthetic process.
UAGAAAAAAUAUUGAAGCGUCGCAGCAGUUUUUUGAUAGGCGUUACGCGCUUUUGUAAAAUGUCCAGUAAUCCAAACUUGGGUUCUCAUUCAUCAUAUGAGGAAGCUGUCUAUGCUUUAAAUGGAUUGCAAAGCAAUGCUGUGGUUUUAAAAAAGGCUAGAGAAGAAAGAAAUACCAAUGCUCAUUUGCAUAUAAUAAAUACUAAGAAACAUUUAACAGCUUUAGGAAUACACUUGGAGGAUUUAGAUGCUUUGAAUAUUAUUCACGUUUCUGGCACAAAAGGGAAAGGAUCAACAUGUGCCUUUACGGAAUCAAUAAUAAGGACAUAUGGAUACAAAACUGGCUUUUACAGUUCUCCUCAUCUGAUUUCUGUGAAUGAGAGAAUAAGAAUAAAUGGACAGCCUUUAAGUAAAGAAGAAUUUGCUAAAUAUUUUUGGGAAGUAUACAGAUCCAUUCAAUCCAGUUUGAAAAAUGGAGAAAGCAUGCCUACAUAUUUUUUAUUCCUCACAGUGAUGGCAUUUUAUGUAUUUGUUAAAGAAAAGGUUCAUGCUGCUGUUGUGGAAGUUGGUGUCGGAGGUCUUUAUGAUUGCACAAAUGUUAUACGAAAACCAGUAGUUGUUGGUGUAACGUCUCUUGGAUUUGAUCAUGUAAAUGUUUUAGGGCAUACUAUUACUGAAAUAGCUGCACAAAAAGCUGGGAUAUUUAAGACGGAUGUUCCGGCAUUUACAGUUCCUCAACCAGAAAAUGCGAUAAAAGUGCUUCAAAAAGCGGCGCAAAAUGUAAAUUGUCCCUUAGUUUUGGCUCCACCAUUAGAAGCAUACGAUAAGAAUAUUUCAUUAGGCAUUCCAGGAAUUGUUCAGAAUGUAAAUGCAUCUUUAGCCCUUCAAUUAGCAAGAGUUUGGUUGUCAAAGCAUGAUGAGGCUUAUAGUGCCGUGUUUGAUUGGUCAAGGAAUCAAGAGUUACUUUUGGAAAAUUCAAACUUGUUUUCUGUGCCUUUAACAAUGGCAUCUCCGUACAUCUUAAACUCAAAGAUAAAGGAAGCAUUAGUUUCCAGUACGUGGCCUGGAAGGUUUCAAGUACUGAAGAAACCUCGCAUCACCUUUUACUUAGACGGUGCUCAUACUCAACAAAGUAUGAAAUACUGUGCUAGAUGGUUUAAUGAAAGCAGUGAAACAGAGAAAACUAACCUCAGAUCCUCUGUGAAGGUUCUCCUCUUCAAUUGUACCGGCGAAAGAAAAGCUGAAAGUUUAUUGGACCCCUUGGCUGAUAUCAAUUUUGAUGCUGUUGUGUUUACUCCAAAUCGAAUCAGUGUUACAAAAGACUCAACUUCAGAUCAAAGUAAUUUCACAGUUGAUCCAGAAAAAGAAAUAGAUCAAUGUGUUACAAAUCGUGAGAUAUGGUGCCAUUUGAUGCGGAGCUUAUAUGAAAAUAAGUUGAACAUUGCAUCCUAUUCUACAUCAGUUUCCAAUUCAGAAGCCCAAGCAAGAUUACAGUGUGAUAACAGUGUGUUGUUCUCUUGCCUGAAGAAUGCCGUCGAUUGGUUGUUUUCUUCAACCAAUGAGUAUGAUCCGUACUUUUCAGAUCCAACAGGCUCAUUGACAGAGUUGCUUAAAAAUGCUGAUCAUAUACAAAUCCUAAUUACGGGAAGCUUACAUUUGGUGGGGAAUGUAUUGGGGUUAAUAGAGAAAAAAUGAAUAUCAGACAUUGGGGCCAUAUACAAAUGAUGUCACACUUUGACCGA